UUCCCCAAUAAAAACACACAUCUGAUACCAAGCCAACCCCUCUUUCGCCUCGAGCUUCCUUUGCUCGCGCUCUCUUUCCCUCUCACAAACACACAAGUAAUCGCAUCAUUCGCUUCUCUCUCCUCCAAUCUCUCUCUUUCUAGGGUUUGUCCUUCCACAGAUCGAUCGGUAAUCGAAGAUGUUUGGGAGAGCUCCCAAGAAGAGCGAUAACACAAAGUACUAUGAAAUCCUCGGAGUGUCGAAGACCGCUUCGCAGGAUGAUCUGAAGAAGGCCUAUCGAAAGGCGGCGAUCAAGAAUCAUCCUGACAAAGGCGGUGAUCCUGAGAAGUUUAAGGAGCUGGCCCAAGCUUAUGAGGUUCUGAGUGACCCAGAGAAGCGUGAACUUUAUGAUCAGUAUGGUGAGGAUGCUCUCAAGGAAGGAAUGGGUGGUGGAGGUGGUAUGCAUGAUCCAUUUGAUAUCUUCCAAUCCUUUUUUGGUGGUAGCCCGUUUGGUGGUGGUGGAAGCAGCAGGGGCCGAAGGCAAAGAAGGGGAGAGGAUGUGGUGCAUCCCCUCAAGGUUUCUCUAGAUGAUCUCUACAGUGGGACAUCCAAAAAGCUCUCCCUUUCACGUAAUGUAAUCUGCUCCAAGUGCAAGGGUAAAGGGUCCAAAUCGGGUGCUUCAAUGAAAUGUUCUGGCUGUCAAGGGUCUGGAAUGAAAGUAUCCAUUAGACAUCUUGGUCCAUCUAUGAUCCAGCAGAUGCAGCAUCCUUGCAAUGAGUGCAAAGGUACUGGUGAAACCAUUAAUGACAAAGAUCGCUGCCCACAGUGCAAGGGUGAGAAGGUUGUACAGGAGAAGAAAGUAUUGGAAGUGAUUGUGGAGAAGGGGAUGCAAAAUGGACAGAAGAUUACAUUCCCUGGGGAGGCUGAUGAGGCGCCUGACACAGUCACAGGUGACAUAGUUUUUGUUCUACAACAGAAAGAUCAUCCGAAGUUCAAGCGAAAGGGUGAUGACCUAUUUGUCGAGCAUUCUUUAAGCUUGACUGAAGCACUCUGUGGCUUCCAAUUUAUACUGACCCAUCUGGAUAAUAGGCAACUCCUCAUUAAAUUGCAACCUGGAGAAGUUGUCAAGCCUGACCAGUUCAAGGCAAUAAAUGAUGAAGGAAUGCCGAUGUACCAGAGGCCAUUCAUGAGAGGCAAACUGUAUAUUCACUUCACAGUGGAUUUCCCAGAGUCCCUGACUCCAGAGCAGUGCAAGGCUAUUGAGGCUGUGCUGCCUCCUAAGCCUUCAAUGCAGAUGACGGAUAUGGAGUUGGAUGAAUGUGAGGAGACCACUCUACAUGAUGUCAACAUAGAGGAUGAGAUGCGCCGUAAGCAGCAGGCCGCCCAAGAGGCGUACGAUGAAGACGAUGACAUGCACGGUGGUGCCCAGAGAGUCCAGUGUGCUCAGCAGUGAUGGUCUUACCGGAGAUGUCCGUCAAUGUCAGGUGGGAUAGAAGUUCUAUAGACUUCUCGAGACAAUAAUAUUGUCUGUAAUGUUAUAUCCUGUUAUAGGGCUUUAGAUUGGUUGGAAUUCCUCUUUUUCUGGAUUGAACUGAUAAUGCACGCAAGGUCUUAGCCAUUGACCAUUUGCAGAACACGUUAAGAGGCUAUCAAUUUUUAUUUGGAUUGUCAGUUGUCGCUAUCACUUUUCUUGUUUCUUUUUAUUUGAACGAAUGAUUUUGUUUUGUUA
This is a messenger RNA of Cornus florida, 1708 nucleotides long. RefSeq names its product dnaJ protein homolog. Gene Ontology annotation, biological process: protein refolding; response to heat. Lineage: Eukaryota; Viridiplantae; Streptophyta; Magnoliopsida; Cornales; Cornaceae. Gene Ontology annotation, cellular component: cytoplasm; cytosol. The record is from RefSeq and is a predicted model, not a curated record. Gene Ontology annotation, molecular function: Hsp70 protein binding; ATP binding. The coding region runs from base 179 to 1432 and encodes 417 amino acids. The transcript is spliced from 7 exons.